Alexandromys fortis (reed vole) is the source of this 6424-nucleotide messenger RNA. RefSeq names its product importin 9 (gene Ipo9). Gene Ontology annotation, cellular component: nuclear envelope; cytosol. Lineage: Eukaryota; Metazoa; Chordata; Mammalia; Rodentia; Cricetidae. The transcript has 25 exons. The record is from RefSeq and is a predicted model, not a curated record. Gene Ontology annotation, molecular function: small GTPase binding. Bases 211 to 3231 code for a protein of 1006 amino acids. Gene Ontology annotation, biological process: protein import into nucleus.
CAGCUGGUUCGGCUUCUGGGCUGCCGGGUCCAGUGGCACAGGGAUUGAAGGAGGCGUUGGUGGAUACCCUCACCGGGAUCCUGUCCCCCGUGCAGGAGGUGCGGGCGGCUGCAGAGGAACAGAUUAAGGUGCUGGAGGUGACAGAGGUGUAGCAUAAGCACUGUCCACCUGCGAAGGGCGGCCCACAAGGAUCCAGACGCACUCCUGGGCAUGUGGCGGGCACUGAACCGAGCGGAAGGCGGCCACGCUCGGAAAAAGGCCAGUGAAUUUGGCGUUCACCUGGCAGAGCUGACUGUAGAUCCUCAGGGGGCACUGGCCAUCCGUCAGCUGGCAUCAGUCAUCCUGAAGCAGUAUGUGGAAACUCACUGGUGUUCCCAAUCGGAAAAGUUCAGACCUCCUGAAACUACAGAAAGGGCAAAAGUUGUUAUUCGAGAGCUAUUACCCAAUGGGUUGAGAGAAUCAAUAAGCAAAGUGCGCUCCAGUGUGGCCUAUGCUGUGUCUGCCAUUGCCCAUUGGGAUUGGCCAGAAGCCUGGCCCCGCCUCUUCAGCCUGCUCAUGGAGAUGUUGGUGAGCGGAGACUUGAAUGCCGUCCACGGGGCCAUGCGCGUGCUGACAGAGUUUACUCGAGAAGUGACAGACACACAGAUGCCACUUGUUGCUCCUGUCAUUCUCCCAGAAAUGUAUAAGAUCUUCACCAUGGCUGAGGUGUAUGGUAUUCGAACUCGUUCCCGAGCAGUAGAGAUUUUUACUACUUGUGCCCAUAUGAUCUGUAACAUGGAGGAGCUAGAAAAGGGUGCAGCCAAAGUCCUGAUCUUUCCCGUGGUUCAGCAAUUCACAGAGGCCUUUGUUCAGGCGCUCCAGAUGCCAGAUGGCCCCACAUCUGACAGUGGUUUUAAGAUGGAGGUUCUAAAGGCAGUGACAGCCUUGGUGAAAAAUUUCCCAAAGCACAUGGUAUCCUCCAUGCAGCAGAUCCUUCCCAUUGUUUGGAACACUCUAACCGAAAGUGCUGCCUUUUAUGUGAGGACAGAAGUGAAUUACACGGAAGAAGUGGAAGAUCCUGUGGACUCAGAUGGAGAAGUCCUAGGCUUUGAGAACCUCGUCUUUAGCAUUUUUGAAUUUGUCCAUGCCCUACUAGAAAACAGCAAAUUCAAAAGCACCGUUAAGAAGGCUCUGCCUGAGCUUAUUUACUACAUUAUCCUGUACAUGCAGAUUACCGAGGAGCAGAUUAAAGUGUGGACAGCUAACCCACAACAGUUUGUAGAAGAUGAGGAUGAUGACACUUUCUCCUAUACUGUAAGAAUUGCAGCUCAAGACUUGUUGCUGGCUGUGGCCACAGAUUUCCAGAAUGAGAGUGCAGCAGCCCUGGCUGCGGCAGCCACUCGGCAUUUACAAGAAGCUGAGCAGACCAAAAGCAGUGGCACUGAGCACUGGUGGAAAAUCCAUGAGGCCUGCAUGCUUGCUCUAGGCUCAGUGAAGUCCAUCAUCACUGACAGUGUGAAAAAUGGCAGGAUCCAUUUUGACAUGCAUGGGUUCCUGACCAACGUCAUUCUUGCAGACCUCAACCUGUCAGCGUCCCCUUUCCUCUUGGGACGAGCACUGUGGGCUGCCAGUCGUUUCACUGUUGCUAUGUCUCCUGAACUGAUUCAGCAGUUCCUACAGGCGACAGUUAGUGGUCUUCAUGAAACACAGCCCCCAUCAGUUCGGAUUUCUGCUGUGAGAGCCAUCUGGGGUUAUUGUGAUCAGCUGAAAGUCUCAGAGAGUACACAUGUGCUUCAGCCCUUCCUCCCCAGCGUCCUUGAUGGACUAAUUCACCUAGCAGCCCAGUUCAGCUCAGAGGUCCUCAACCUGGUGAUGGAGACCCUGUGCAUCGUUUGUACUGUUGACCCAGAAUUCACAGCAAGUGUGGAAAGCAAAAUCUGUCCCUUCACCAUCGCCAUUUUCCUAAAGUACAGUAAUGAUCCUGUUGUCGCCUCGCUGGCUCAGGACAUCUUCAAGGAGCUGUCGCAGAUUGAAGCCUGUCAAGGCCCAAUGCAGAUGAGGCUGAUCCCCACUCUGGUCAGCAUAAUGCAGGCCCCAGCAGACAAGAUCCCUGCGGGGCUCUGUGCGACAGCCAUUGAUAUCCUGACCACAGUAGUUCGAAAUACAAAGCCUCCCCUUUCCCAGCUCCUUAUCUGUCAAGCCUUCCCUGCUGUGGCACAAUGCACCCUUCACACGGAUGAUAAUGCCACCAUGCAGAAUGGUGGAGAGUGCUUGCGGGCCUAUGUAUCGGUGACACUGGAACAGGUAGCCCAGUGGCAUGAUGAGCAAGGCCACAAUGGACUAUGGUAUGUGAUGCAAGUGGUGAGCCAGCUUCUGGACCCACGAACUUCCGAGUUCACUGCAGCCUUUGUGGGCCGUCUGGUCUCCACUCUCAUCUCAAAGGCAGGGCGGGAGCUUGGGGAGAAUCUGGACCAGAUUCUUCGUGCCAUCCUCAGUAAGAUGCAGCAGGCAGAGACACUCAGUGUCAUGCAGUCUCUGAUCAUGGUGUUUGCUCAUCUGGUGCACACUCAGCUGGAACCUCUGUUGGAGUUCUUGUGUAGCCUCCCAGGACCUACUGGCAAACCUGCCCUGGAGUUUGUGAUGGCCGAGUGGACAAGCCGGCAGCAUCUAUUUUAUGGACAGUACGAAGGCAAAGUUAGCUCUGUAGCACUGUGUAAACUGCUUCAGCAUGGCAUCAAUGCAGAUGACAAGCGGCUACAAGAUAUUCGUGUGAAGGGAGAGGAGAUCUACAACAUGGAUGAAGGCAUUCGUACCCGCUCCAAGUCAGCCAAAAAUCCAGAGCGGUGGACAAACAUUCCUUUGUUGGUCAAGAUCCUAAAGCUGAUUAUCAAUGAACUCUCCAACGUCAUGGAGGCCAAUGCGGCUCGCCAGGCCACUACUGCUGAGUGGAGUCAAGUAGAUGACUCCAAUGAUAUGUGGGAGGACCAGGAGGAAGAGGAAGAAGAGGAGGAGGAUGGUUUAGCUGGCCAGCUUUUAUCUGACAUCCUUGCUACAAGUAAAUAUGAGGAGGACUACUAUGAAGAUGAUGAAGAAGAGGACCCUGACGCCCUGAAGGACCCUCUCUAUCAGAUUGAUCUGCAGGCAUAUCUCACCGACUUCCUUUGCCAGUUUGCUCAGCAGCCCUGUUACAUUAUGUUUUCGUGCCACCUUAAUGACAACGAGAGGCGGGUUCUGCAGACCAUCGGCAUCUAAAAAGGGGAGUCGUCAACCCGUGUUCCCUCUCCUGGCCCAGCCACAGACCAUUCUACAGCCCUCGCUGGUCUUGAGAUGCACUUUUUCUCAGUCUGCAGUGGCUUCCUGGCCUAUGGCCUCAACAGUGACACUGGGGACUCAGUCCUUGCUCACCAAGGCUAGCAUUUGAAAAUGCUAAAACAAAGGACAUUUCUCAAAGUCCUGUGAAGAUACCCCAAAUCUGAAACUGUUUUAUUCCCUAGCUGCCACCUCCAUUCCGAGCAUCUUUUGUUGGCCAGACCAGAAACAUUGAUAUCCAGAAGGAUUAUGGCUUCCUGGUAAUUUUGCCCCACAUCAGGAGCACAGGAAGUCACUACCAUUUAUAUUCAGAAACAUACCUGUUUGUUUUCAUAGGAUAUCUGAUGUGUUCAGAUAGGAGUCCCUUGAGAAAUCAUUAUGCUUUCUACCCUCAGCCCCUGAUGCUCUAGGUUCUUGGUAGGAACAAGCUGGAGCAGCCACAUACUGAGCCCUUUCCAGUAACCUCCUUCCAUGCUUCCCUCAUGCAACACUAAGGCUCCUCUGUCAAAGGAGCCAUCUUCCCAUCUCUGCUUCAUUGCAUGACACAGCCCCUCCCCCCAGGCUGUUUCUAUAUAUACAUGCACACACAAAAUAAGCCAGACAGAUGGUAACUUGUCUUUCUUUUUUAGGAAAAAAAAUCAGGAAAAAGAUUUUUAUUUCUAAAUCUGCCUGACCCAUCUAUAUUUAAUAUGCCUCUUCUACACAGGCUCUGUGGUUACACAGAGCCUGAUAUGCAAAGGUUACCCCUAUCCCUCAGGAAUCCUCCAAAGUGGUUGAGUUGUAGCCCUCGAAUUUGCAACAUGUAUUUUUCUAGGACAGUAAAGCAAUCUUUACAAAUGAAUUUAGUCUGCAUACUAUAAGGUGUCUCAGCACCUCUGCCUUCUGUUUAUUCCCUUUAGAAGGAAAGUAAAAACAGAAGAAAGCAUUAGCAGAGCCUAUUUUGGCAUACUACUGUGAUUUGGCAAAGAGCUCAAAAAUCUUAGAGAACUGGUAUUUUUCAUUCAGAUGUGUUUAAAGGUCAGUGGUACCGCAUGUAGAUAGCCCUGGGUGCAGUCCCUAGUACCGCAAAAGUAAGGGACAUCCCUCAAUGGGUUUUCCUUGUGUUAAGAAUUGAGUGGGUGAAGAUUAAGAAGAGCAGAGUAGUAACCCAGUGUUCCCUUUGUUUGAUAGUGCUCGCAUCUGGGACUCCAUUUUUAAUAGCCAGAGCUCUUUCUGUGGGUGAUGCUCUAACAGAAAGAAAAGGGAAUGUAGAGGUGACUUCUGAGCUUCAUUCUUCAGCAGAUAACAGUGUAACAUUUCAUCUAAAAGGCUUUUCAUGGGACCUAAGGAUGUGGCAGCUUAGUAAUGUCUGUACCACCAGAUAUCCUUAGUGCUCAGCCUUGAGUUCAGAGGCAUUCCGCUGAAGUUGCCACCUCCUCUGUAAGAACUUGAGAAGGUAUGUAUAGCUGUCUUCUGGAUGACCAUGUAGAGACCAGCAUUGCCUCUGCCCCUGCUGGUUUUCCUCCUGAAGGUGGAGUCCCUGAAAAAAAAAAAAAAAAAUGAUGGCAUACCUGCCCAGAAAACCACAGUAGGAAUUUUGGAACCUUGUUCCAUAGUUGACCUCAAAGCCAGUUGAAUUUGGUGCUAAAACAGUAGACCAUUCCACACAAUUAAGUUGUCCAAUGGUUUUGACAUGUUAGAAUGGUGCCAGGUUAGCAGCAUUGCCCUGCUGAAUUUGAGAAAGCUUGGAGACCUCCAGCAAUAUGCUGACAGUGAUAUGGGUUCCUUCUGAGACUGCUAAUUAGAACGGUUCCUCUGUGUCUAGUGCCAAAAUUAGUCCAGAGGGCUUCUCAUCUGUUCUCAUGCUUUACUUUUCAUGGGAAGACUGAGCUCCUGCCUUAGGAGGCCAUCCAUGCCAACAUACACUGGUUGGACAUGGCGGGUCUUAUGUCCCUUGAUGAACAGAUGCUUGUGUUUCAAAGCAUUUACCUUCUGCAGCAGGUACACAAUGAAUUUCCUCAUCCCAUUGACUGUUCCUAAGAGCAGGACGAGACUUCCGUUGGUGACUUUUGGUGUGACAUAGUUGAACUCUGGUUCCUAUUUUGUCUCCUAUGAGAGCCAACUUCAUUUGGACAAAGGGUGGGGCUGACUGUUGGAAGACUAAGAAAUGACCAGUGAGCUAAUGAGAGGUGUGAGCUCCUGAUGGUGACGGGUGAAACGCUAGAAGGCUGAAAAGUUCCAAGAAAGGAAGUUGAUACUUCAAAUCAUUGACAGGGAAGCUUGAACUUAGAGCAUAUGGUUCAAAAGCAUAUGAAUUCAUGAGAAAAGAGGUUGCUGAGGCUGGGUUUUCAUUGUGAGCUAAAGAGCCAGUAGUUCCACUAAUGAAAACAUCCUUAGGACCACGACCAGGCUGUGGUGGCUCACGCCCUUAAUCCUAGCACUUGGGAGGCAGAGACAGAGGCGGAUCUCUCUGAAUUCGAGGCCAGCCUGGUCUACAAGAGCUAGUUCCAGGACAGGCUUCAAAGCGACAGAGAAACCCUGUCUCAAAAAACAACAAAAAAAACGACCUUAGGUUUGUUAGCCAUGCUGAGCAGCCUGACAAGAUCAGAGCACCGCCAGCUCAGCAACGUACAGUGAGUUCUUCCUGUGAAGGAAUGUGAGGUGAGUGUUGGGUGCAGCGCUGGGCAGGUUGCUUACGCCUUACUCUUUCCAAGCAGUUGGAAACCAUUUGCAAAAGAUAACUGACCUGGACAACAAAUGCUUGUCAAAUCUUAGGUGACAGGAAGCCUCUCAGAAGGUGAUCUGAGGAUCCAAGUAGAUCAUCGAGUCAUUAUAAGAAAAGGACAUUGGCAACAGUAUUUUGAUUAGAGUGCUGUGUCCCUCACUAAAAGUACUGGGUCUUCAGAGUUCAGAAAACUCACGUGUGGGCCUAAAUUGUCUGUGAUUCUGCUGGUUUUCCAUCUCUGUCCCUGUCAGUGGUCCUGAUUGAUAACCGUACUCUGUAAAGGACAGCCAAGGACUAAACUUGAGGAAAAACAGUGAUGUGGCUCAGAAGGCUGGACUCAACACAGUAAGGGACUGUCCAGUAAAAAGUGCUGCAUUGUCCAGCCCACCAGGCAGACCUGUGUGCCUGAGUAAAUAAAUAAUAAAAGAUGGA